Candidula unifasciata is the source of this 1035-nucleotide messenger RNA. The record is from the annotation of a GenBank genome assembly. NCBI's taxonomy places the organism in Eukaryota, Metazoa, Mollusca, Gastropoda, Stylommatophora, Geomitridae.
AUGGUAUCACUUUCAUGUAGAGGAGUAAAAGAACAAUUUUCAGAGCAACGCUCCCAAUUUUGCAGUGAACGUGUUUUACAGCACCAAAAUGCCGAGUAUUCAGAUGAUAGAUCGAAAUUCCGGGACUUUUGUGGCGAUUGUGCAGAUCUGGGGACAGUAAUUAAAAUAUUUCACAAGACUAAGGGUACAAAAGGGAGGCAGGAGAAACGUUAUAAACCAUUUAUAUCUUCACUGUCUGCAUGGACAAAUUCACCAUCGGAAGAUUCAUGCUUGGAAAUAUGUCAAGUUCCAAGAUAUCACACGUCCUUUACAGAAACCAGAAAUCAGUAUCCUGAGCUCUCACAGAAACCGCUUCCUUCAAACAACGCAUGUUUCAUUGUUAAAAUAAGUGAAAUGAAUGAAUUCUUUAAACUUACUGAUGACACUGUGAUACAAGACUUCCUCCGAUCUGAUGGAUGCAAGAGAAUGGCCGACAAGUACCUAAUUGCUAUGGUAUUUGCCUACUUCAAGAGGGCAAAUUUCUCCACCAGGGACUACACAAGAAUGAACUUCUUUGUCGGACUGUACCUUGCUAGUGACGUUGAAGAGGACGAGGAAGAGAUCAAGUAUGAAAUAUUCCCCUGGGUGCUAGGCGUUAACUGGAAGACUAAGUACCCCAGCUUUCUGAAACUGAGGGACUCGUUACUCAGAAAGAUCGACUACAAGGCCAUUAUAAGUAGACGUUGUUGUGAUGAGAUAAUGGCAAUUCAGCCAGACAAUAUUUUAUGGAAACGAGAACGACCUCUCCAUCAUGGAGGGGCCAUACGAAACUACAUGAAGGACCCAGAGGAUGAUGGUUUUCCUCGUGGCCCACAUGCUAACCCGCGGUUCUGCCCAGAAUGUGAUGCAACAGACAGCCAGUAUGAUUCAGCCAGCCCGGCGAGUACAUCUUGGUUCAUAUCGUCUCAGGAAACUUCUCCAGACGAUGGAGAGCUGGAAGAUAAGUUGCCCGAAGAUAAUGAUGAUGAUGAUGUGUGGCCAUCGGUGGAGGAGUGA